Mixia osmundae IAM 14324 is the source of this 1029-nucleotide messenger RNA. RefSeq lists its product as uncharacterized. Lineage: Eukaryota; Fungi; Basidiomycota; Mixiomycetes; Mixiales; Mixiaceae. Gene Ontology annotation, cellular component: cytoplasm. Bases 1 to 1029 code for a protein of 342 amino acids. The record is from RefSeq and is a predicted model, not a curated record. The transcript has 2 exons. Gene Ontology annotation, biological process: cellular response to oxidative stress. Gene Ontology annotation, molecular function: quinone reductase (NADPH) activity; zinc ion binding.
AUGGCGCUGCCCGAACGUAUGAGGGCACUGCAAGUCAGCGAAUUUGGCGGACCCGAUGUGCUCCAAGUCGUCGAGGUUCCGGUGCCCCAACCGAAGCCUGGCCACAUCCUCAUCAAGGUCGAAGCGAGCGGCAUCAACUUCAUAGAGACAUACUUCCGCAAAGGCAUCUACAAGACUCCCCUGCCAGUCAUUCUAGGCAAUGAACCUGCGGGAGUGGUGGUUGCCCUAUCGCCGAACCCCGACGAGGACAAAGCAGCGGACUUCAAGAUAGGCAGUCGGGUGGCAGCUUACGUGUCCAAUGGGGCCCACGCAGAGUACUGCCUCGUGCCCAUUGACAAGACUGCAUUGAUUCCUGACCAUCUCUCGACACGCGACGCAGCGUCCAUACUUUUACAAGGCUUGACGGCUCUGACGCUCGUGCGAGAGGCUCAUCCUGUCAAAGCCGGCGAGUAUGCGCUCGUACAUGCUGCCGCAGGUGGCACUGGUCUGCUGCUCUGUCAGAUACUGAAGUACCUUGGCGUCCAUGUCAUCGGCACCGUCUCGACGGAGGACAAAGCAGAGCUGGCCCGUCAGAACGGUGCCGAGAAGGUUGUGCUGUAUCAUUCUACGCCAAUCGAGCAAGUCGCAUCUCAAGUCAAAGCACUCACGCCCGGCGGAGCUGGCUUUCACGUCGUCUUCGAUGGCAUCGGGAGCGCUACCUUUGACAGCGCUUUCGAAGUCUUGGCGCGCAAGGGCUCACUCGUCUCUUUCGGCAACGCAUCUGGCACUGUACCUCCCUUUGCGCCGCUCAAGCUAGCAAGCAAGAACAUCAAGCUGACCCGGCCGACGCUUGGCAACUACAUUGCGACGCGAGACGAGUUCAUGCAUUAUUCUGAGGAGCUGUUCGCACUCGUCGCCGGUGGUCACGUUCAGCUCAAGCUACACGAAGAGAACGGCUACCCUCUCUCCACAGAGGGCGUUCAACGAGCACAUUCCGACCUGGAAGGUCGCAAGACUACUGGCAAGCUAUAUCUUUCGAUCUUAGACUAA